Molecule: messenger RNA, 9811 nt
Organism: Hyla sarda
Lineage: Eukaryota; Metazoa; Chordata; Amphibia; Anura; Hylidae
Gene: PTPRB
Product: protein tyrosine phosphatase receptor type B
Exons: 34
Coding region: 1702-8328 (2208 amino acids)
Biological process (GO): protein dephosphorylation; angiogenesis
Molecular function (GO): protein tyrosine phosphatase activity; cadherin binding
Source: RefSeq, a predicted model, not a curated record
UGCAUUUGAAUAAAAAAUCUUUUACUCACCGGAGGUGUCCGAUCUUGGCCAGCGCCGAUAUCCCCCACCGCCCCUUGGAAGUCCUCACCUUUUGAAAACUGGUGGGAGAGACCUGACAAGGGAUAAUAAACUUGACCACAACCUAAUGGUGCAGAUGCUUACAAUGUGAUCGAAGGAGUCUCUAUGUAGGCCGGGCUUUAGUCCAUCAUAGUACAUGCUAUCCUCAAAAAUGUCACUGUCCUUUGCUUAUAGUGUGUUUUUCUAUGCUUUUUCCCAAGUAGAAGACAAAUACAUACUUGCUGGAAUAUUUUGUAUUGAGCUGUACUCAUGAGCAUGCAUAUUAUAUAGACAGAUGAUUGAUAGUAAAAGGUGCAGUUAAGUGUUUACCUGUAAAAUAAAUCAUAUAUAUAUAUAUAUAUAUAUAUAUAUAUUUCCAUAGAACAACUCUACUUCGAUAUUCAGCAAGCCAAUAUUACAUAAAUUCACUGAUAGAGAAAAGCUUUAAGAAAGAUGUAUACAACUGGUGAACAUGAAAUAUGGAGAAUACCUAUGGCAACCAGUCAAGCUGUUCCAGCACCUGCCUUUAAACCUGCCAUAACCGUAUGGAGUAUUGGCAGUCAGGGGAUAUAACAUUGUUUUUAUUUGCAUAGUUUUUUUUAUUUUUUAUCAAUGAUAUGUAUUCUAUAAGACAAUGUUAAUAAAUAAGAAUGUAAAAAUUAAAAUAGCGUGUACCAUUCUGUAAAACACCUUUUAUGUGCCUCUACAGUUAUCAUCAUUGUACAUGAAAUGGUACUAUAACAGUAAAGCGUAGUACAAUUCAAGUAAAAGCAAAGACACAAAACAAAACAAAGGGAAAGUUGAGACACUGAAUUAUUUAAGCAAUGUAAAAGGCAUUGUAUCUCAGGGAAAUCGGUAAUGAAAUAUGACAUCAUUUAUACACUUGGAGGUAUAGUAUUUCAUUAAAAUAUAUUUUAAUAUAUCAACAAGUAUGUCACAAAAUAUACAUCUUAGGUACGGGAUUGCCUUUUAACAAUACUGGUAAAAGCUGAGACUGUAUACUAUAAUGGGGGAUUUAUCAAAGCGUACGCAGAAGAAAAGUAGAGCAGUUGCCCAUAGCAACCUGAUUGCUUGUACUCAUUUUGAACUUUUUUUUAAAUUAUUUUAAAUUAAAAAAGCAAUCUGAUUUGGCUGUUAUGGGCAACUGCUCCGUUUGUCCUCUGCAGAAGUUUUGAUAAAAGAUUCCCAACAGGUCAAUUCCCCAUAUGUUGUAGAUAUAGCAAUGAAUCUCACACAGAUGGACACUACAGCACUCAGUAGAAAGCUAAGGCAAGUAACAGUUUCCUUUUUUUCUUUUCUUUUUUUUUUAAACAAAGCUCCAGAUCUGUCCCAGAUAUUCAGUUGGAGAAGGACACAUUGCACCCGCUCUGGUACAGGUUGCUGGGUCAUAUUAAUGUGCUUGCUUUGCAGUCUUAGUUGCUCUGCUCUGAGACCUCUGUACAAGGUCCAGACACAAACAAAUACACAGAUAUAAAACCAAUGCUGAAGACUCAUGCAAUCUGGUGUACGGUUCCCAAAACAAUUGAAUAGAAGGAAGUUCUCGUCACUGACUUUUUCCCUCUGUGAAGGCUCAUUUCCUUCCUAAACUUAGCUUCACUUAUCUAGGUUGUUGGACAGAAGCAUGGAGUAACUGCUAGGUGGAAAAUGGAUGCAUUUUUACGUGUUCUGCUAGUGCUCUGCUUGUCUUACGGAAUAACAGAGAGCUUUUUAAUAUACCAUGACCAGAAGAAUGUUUGUAUUAACACUGGCAAGUUUGUCAGCGUUACCAGAUGUAAUGCGACAUAUCGAAGCCAGCACUGGAAAUGGACAGAAAAUGGAACACUACAUAAUGUCAAAUCCUCCAUGUGUCUGGGCAUCUCUUUUGCUUCAGCAUCGCACUCUCGUCCGGCCAUUCUUGUUGACUGUGCUAAGGCUCCCACAUGGACAUGCCAUGAAAGUGAACAACUUCUAGAAGUGGCAAAUACUUCUCUAUUCUUAAGAAAACAAGGCUCAAAGGUCAUUGUAAAAAAAGGAAAAAAAUACCCUAAUACCUGGAAAAGAAUGGAAGUGGAUACAAAUGGAAAAGUUGCAAUUGAAAGUAUAUGUUUAAAUGAAGAUCAUGACCACACUACAGUGAGCCCAACAACAAAGACAUUAGCAAAAACUACCACCAUUACACAAUGGACGAUAACUGCCAACACCACGGAGCUCAACCAUGUGACUGUUACACGUGUAGACAGAGACACGGACACUGUGAGUCAGCCCCAGAACGAUAGUCUGCUGUCUACUGCUACCACACAAGUCUGGGUUGUAACAACUCUGGCCUCCCCCAGUUUAACAACAAUGGAUGUGGAGCCAGUAAAAUGCAUCAUCAACAUCACUGAAAGCAAAGUUUCCUCGCAGUCUAUCUCUGUAAAGUGGAGCAAUCCAGGCAGUCCAUGUAACUUUAGCAUGACAUGCAGUUCAGGUGACAUUUGGGAGGCCACAUGUAACCUCAUCCCAAAGACAAAUGACUCCUACGAAUGCACACGGAGCGGACUCGAGGCAGGAACUCUAUACGAUAUAAGCAUUGUGGCUUUGCAAGAUGGAGAAACAAAGAACCUUACCUUACAAACAGACCCCCUCCCACCUUCUAAUUUUGAAGUGCGAAGAAAUACAGUCACAUCAGCCAGUUUUCAGGUUUCCUGGACACCCUCUCCUGGAUGGGUAGAUCAAUAUGAAUUGCACUUGCUUAAUAAUAAAGGGGAAAGUAUACAGAGGUUUAACAUCAAUGGAAAUGUCCCCCAAAAAGAAGCUAUGUUUACAAACCUGACUCCAGGCACCCAAUAUGAAAUAACCAUAACUGCUAUUUCUGGUAGCAAGAGCAGCGCUACGAUCUCCAUCAAUGGUUCCACAGUUCCAAUGCCUGUGAAGAGUAUUGAUGUUUCUAGUAAAUCAGACAGUAUUCAUGUAUCAUGGAUGCCUGGUUCUGGCAAUAUAGAAUAUUACACGGUUUUCUUAUUGCUGCAGCAAAAUAUAAUGAGUGAAGUUACUCUUGAUAAACAAAUGACUGCACACACAUUUAAUGGACUCCUGCCCGGAUAUAUCUAUAAUAUCACAGUCACCACUGAAGCUGCAGGCUUGCAAAACUGGAACUCUAACUUGGCAAGAACAGCUCCUGCGGAGGUGUCUGAUUUAUCUGUGCUGAAUGAAGGGAGUUCCACAAAAUUAAAGGUUCGCUGGAAAACACCUCGAGGCAAGCUAGAUUCCUACAAUAUCACUUUAUCUGAGAAAGGAUCUAUCAAAUACAGCAGAACUCUAAAUUCUGCCUCCACGGAAGUCGCCUUUAAUGAUCUAACACCAGGCCGGUUGUAUCAGGUUAAUGUCACUUGUAUUGCUGGGGACUUAAGCGCUGACAAGAUGGCAGCCGGCAGGACUGUUCCAGAGAAAGUUACAGACCUAAAAGCGACUAACAAUGGAGUCAAAUCUCUCCGAGUAAGCUGGGUGCCACCUGCUGGUGACUGGGAUCAAUAUCAUCUUGUGCUAUACAACCAGUCUACUGUUUUGCUGAAUACCACUGUAGAAGAGCACUAUAGAGAGUUCAUCAUUCAGGAUGUGGGACUUAUACCUGGAAGACAAUAUGAUGUUUCUGUGGUUGUGGACAGUAAUGGCUUAAAAAAUGCUGCUUACUGCAAAGGAAGAACAGCUCCACAAGCUGUCCAGCAGCUCCGGGUUAAGCAUACCAAUGAAUCAUCCUUCGGCAUCUCAUGGGUGACUCCUCUUGCAGAAUGGGACAGUUAUGUGGUUUCACUUGCAGACAGAGACCUUAUUCUUGUAAACAAAGUCCUUGCUAAAGAAGCCAAAGAGUUUACUUUCAAUGACCUAGUGCCUGGAAGGAAGUAUACAGCUAAAGUUACUAGUAUUAGUGGGGAUCUGAACAACUGGGCUUCUGUAGAAGGAAGAACAGUUCCCUCUCAAGUUACCCAUUUAAAUUUAGUCAAUCAAGGAAAAACAAGCAGUCUAUACGGAGAGUGGACCAAAGGUCGGGGCGAUGUGGACUCUUUCCAAGUUCUCUUAAUACAUGAAAAUAUUGUGAUAAAGAACGAGAGUGUAUCUAGUGGCACCAAUAAAUAUCAGUUCCACUCCUUAAAGCCAGGAGGACUUUACUCAGUAGUAGUGACAACGCUCAGUGGAGGCAUGGCAUCUAGACAAUCCCUGGCUGAAGGCAGGACAGUACCAUCCAGUGUAAGUGGCAUUAUAGUCAGUAACAAUGGCCAGAGUGACUACCUGCGCAUAUCUUGGCUACAGGCUAUUGGAGAUGUAGAUACAUAUGUAGUAACUUUAUCCCAUAAUGAUAAUAUCCUUCCACCGGUCACACUCUCCAAAUCAAUCCAUGAGUGUUCCUUCAGCGCUUUGACACCUGGAAGACUAUACAAUGUGACUGUAACAACCAAAAGUGGAAAGUUUGAAAACUAUUCCUUCAGCCAAGAGUGGACAGUUCCCUCUGCUGUACAAGGGCUAACAGUGAGCAAUGCAGGAAGAAGUGACUAUCUCAAAGUGUCCUGGCUGCAUGCUGUUGGAGACUUUGACCAGUAUAAAGUGACCAUAAAGAACAACAAUAACUUUAUAAACACUACAUCAGUCAACAAGAUGCAAAACGAAUGUGUUUUCUCCAACUUAGUACCUGGCCGACUGUACAGUAUAACUGUAAGCACUGAAAGUGGAAAAUAUGAGGCCAGUGCCAUGACCAGCGGCAGAACCUUCCCAGAGGCAGUAAAGAAGCUAACACUUGCAAGAAGAGGCAGUGAGGAGCUCCAUGUUACAUGGUCAAGAGCUGAAGGAGAUGUUGAUCGCUAUGAGAUACAGUUACUAUACAAUGACAUGAGUGUCCUUCCACUGAUCACACUGAGUAACACAGCUUCUGAAUACCACUUCACCUCCCUCACUCCUGGUCGUCUUUACAAGAUAGUUGUGUUGACAUUUAGCGGUGAUGCACAGAGAUCAACAUUUGUAGAGGGGUUAACAGUGCCUAGUGCUGCUAAGAACAUCUACAUUUCACCAAAUGGAAUGACUAACAGCCUCAUCGUAAAGUGGACAUCUGGUGGAGGAGAUGUAGAUUCAUACAUGGUAACAAUCUUCCGUCAGAACUAUCUGAUAGAAUCUCAGACUAUAUCCAAGAACAUCUAUGAACAUUACGAAUAUACCUUCAACAACCUGGUUCCAGGGGAACAGUACAAAGUUGUGGUGCAGACUAACAGUGGAAGUUUAAACAAAAACAUAACAUCAUUUGGACGAACAAUGCCUUCAAUGGUUCAAAAGCUGUGGGCCGAUAAUGAAUACAACAGUCAUCUACUGGUGGUCAACUGGCAAAGUGCACCAGGGAUAUCUGACAGAUAUGAUCUUCUUCUUCUUACUAGCCAAGGAGUUCUAAUAACUAAUAAGUCUGUGUCAGCUACCACAAAAUCACAUAAGUUUGAGGCCCUGGUUCCAGGAAAAAAAUACAAGAUCCAGGUGUUUACAGUCAGCAGCGGUCUGUUCAGCAAAGCGGCACAAACUGAGGGACAAACAGUCCCAGCAGCAGUGACAGGUCUAAAAAUCACAGGGAACAGCACAGACAGCCUGUCAUUCACAUGGACAAGUGCAGAGGGAGAGUUAGAAUCCUAUGACAUCUUCCUAUACAAUCCAGACAACACUCUGCAUGACCGGAAGCCUGGCGUACAAAGUCUCACCCAGAGCUCAUUUCAGGGGUUGCUGCCAGGUCGCCUUUAUAAAAUAGUUAUUGUAACUCACAGCGGAUCUCUGACAAAUGAGUCCUCAAUCCAUGGGAGAACAGUUCCAGCCUCUGUGACCAAUCUGCAAGCAUCAAACCGGAAUACAUCUGACAGCUUAUGGUUUACAUGGACCCCAGCACUGGGAGAUGUGGACAUGUAUCAACUGGUUCUCUAUAACCCUAAUGGGACACAGAAAGAACUGUUACAAGCCAAAGCCAUUAGAGAACAUCAUUUCCAAAACUUGAUUCCUGGACGCCUGUACAAGCUGGUCAUAGUGACACACAGUGGUGACCUGAUCAAUAAAGUGACUUCAGAGGCCAGAACAGCUCCUCAGCCUCCAAAUUCAGUGUCAUUCACUGAUGUGAAGAAUACCUCUUUGUCCAUAACUUGGCUGGGACCCCCAGACUGGACAGACUAUGAUGACUUUGAGCUGCAGUGGACACCUUCAGACCCAUUAGUGGUGUUCAAUCCCUACAGCAUUGGCAAGUCUAACGGAAGAAUUAUCACUGGCCUUCGACCUGGACGUCUCUAUAAAUUUAGUGUAAAAAGUGUCAGUGGCAAUGUAAAGAAGACUCUGAGCUUGUCUAUUACAGGAACUGUGAGAACAAAACCUGAUAAGAUACAACAUCUUCAUUGUCGGCCUCAGAAUUCUACUGCCAUCUCUUGCUCGUGGACACCUCCUGAUUCUGACUUUGAUGGAUACACCAUUGAAUAUAAGAAGAAUGGAUCUGAUGUAGUGGAGUACUCCAAAAGAAUUGAGAAACACAAAUCCGCCCUUACAAUCAUGCACCUAGAACCACAUAAGAGAUAUGUUGUAUCCAUCAAAGUGCAUUCAGCGGACAUGAUAAGCCAAGUGGUAGAAGAAAGCACCAUAACCAUGAUAGAUCGUCCUCCUCAGCCACCUCUUCAUGUCCGAGUGAAUGGAAAAGAUACUAUGAUUAGUAAAUCAUCAAUCCACUUCAGUUUUAAUUGUAGCUGGUUCAGCGACACCAAUGGAGCUGUCAAAUACUUCACCGUGAUUGUGUCAGAAGCAGAUGGCAAUGAAAAUCUGAAGCCUGAGCUAAUGCAUCCCUUUCCAACAUAUACUGAUUAUAAACAGAACAGCUCUAUUAGAAUCUAUCAGACGGACUACUUUCCCAGCAGAUGUGCUGAAGUCUCUGACUACAAUAUUCCAACUUUCAAAAUUAAGUUGGGCGGUGAAGUGGAAAACUUGGGAGGAAAAUGUAAACUAAAUGAAAAUACAUUCUGUGAUGGCCCACUGAAACCAAGGACAUCCUACAGGAUUAGCAUUAGAGCUUUCACACAGCUGUUUUCUGAAGAUUUAAAGGAAUUUUCAGAUCCGCUGUUUGCUGACACUUUUUUCUCUUUACCAAUCACAACAGAAGCGGAGCCUCUGGUGGGAGUCAUUGAAGGUGUCAGUGCUGGUUUAUUCCUCAUCGUGGUCCUGAUUGGAGUUACAGCUUUACUGAUCUGCCGCCAGAAAUGCAGGAGAGUCUAUGAUCAGGGUCACAUCAGAGCACAAUCGCAUAGAGAAAUGACCUCAUCUGUACAUAUAAACAUGGCUAAUAAAGGGAACAAGAGAUCUUCCAGUCCGAUCAAAGCCAACCAGUUUGAGGCACAUUUCAGUAAACUUCAGGCUGACUCAAACUACCUGCUAUCCCAAGAAUAUGAGGAUAUUAAAGAUGUUGGGCGAAACCAAUCUUUUGACAUAGCACUUUUACCAGAGAACAGAGGGAAAAAUCGAUACAACAAUAUAUUGCCUUAUGAUUUUACAAGGGUAAAACUCUCCAAUGUGGAUGAUGAUCCAUGCUCAGACUACAUCAAUGCCAGUUACACCCCGGGCAACAACUUCCGUAGAGAAUAUAUUGCAACACAAGGGCCCCUCCCUGGUACCAAAGAUGACUUUUGGAAAAUGGUGUGGGAGCAAAAUGUGCACAACAUCGUGAUGGUGACUCAAUGCGUGGAAAAAGGACGAGUAAAAUGUGAUCAUUACUGGCCUUUUGAUCAAGACUCAUUGUAUUAUGGGGACCUCAUAGUUCAGAUGCUGUCAGAGUCUGUGCUUCCCGAAUGGACAAUAAGAGAGUUCAAAAUCUGCAGCGAAGAUCAACUAGAUGCUGCCCGAUUGGUCCGACAUUUCCACUACACCGUGUGGCCUGAUCAUGGAGUCCCAGAGACCACACAAUCCCUUAUCCAGUUUGUACGAACUGUCAGGGAUUAUAUUAACAGGACACCAGGAGCGGGCCCUACUGUGGUCCAUUGCAGUGCUGGAGUUGGCAGAACAGGGACAUUCAUUGCUCUGGAUAGAAUCCUGCAACAAGUGGACACAAAAGACUCAGUGGAUAUCUAUGGAGCUGUGUAUGAUCUCCGACUUCACCGUGUGCACAUGGUUCAAACUGAGUGUCAAUAUGUGUACUUACAUCAAUGCGUUAGAGAUGUCCUCAGAGCAAGAAAACUGCGAAACGAGCAAGAUAAUCCUGUGUUUCCAAUUUAUGAGAAUGUGAAUCCAGAAUACCAUAGAGAAAAUGUAUAUGCCAGGCAAUAAAUCCCCUAAUUCCAUCUGCUUCAAUCAAGACAACGCUACAUUUGGCACCAGAUAUUUGCCCACAUCUAUCAGAAGUGGAGUAAACUUUGCCAAUUUCUAAGUUAAAUUUACGACUGCAUUUGAUAAAUCUGUCACAACAUACAUUCCUGCCAUUCACCCUGGCAGAAAGUACAGCACAUUCUAUGCCAGCAUUUGUGUGGAGUAGAGAUGCAAUAGUUUUAAUUGCAACUUUUUUACUUAAUUCACUCCAUUUUCCCAAACGGAUUUGCCUUGGUGCCAGUAGAUCUGAAUUCUGGUGCAAUUGUUUACAAUCAUGUCAAAUAUUUUGGGGGAAAAUGUGACAGAAAAAGUAUGAAUACGUUGAUAAAUAUGGGCCACAGAGCAUGUCUUCAGUAUUUCUCCUGCAUCUUGUAUUUUAUAUGUAAUAUAUCUGUACAUCCAAUUAUAUCUCGUCAUAAUAUAUGUAAAUACAAACUUGUUUAUAGACAGUUUACUUAGUAUUAGUAUUUUUCAUAACAUUGAAGACUCUGGAUGAACUAUAGCAAUUCCCCGAUAGCUGACUGUUUACAUUGUGUCGAUGCAGCCAGCACAUUUGCAUUAGUGCAUUGACAUCUUAAUGACAUAUUAUCCAGUCAGAUCUGUGCCAGAGAACUCUUCAUCAUCUGUCAAACUGCAUGUGGCUAAGAACAUUUAUUUCCAUGUAAAAUAAAGAAACAGGAACAAUCUGUCAGAGAAAUUUAAAGGGCUUAACUCAUGAACCAUGAUGAGUGGGCCUGUCUCCUGUGUACAAAAUGUUAAUGCGUUCUAUAUAAAACCAAGAUUGAUCAGUUCACAAUUGUGGCUUUUGUCACUACUUCUCUAUUUUCUAUUCCAAGCAAUAAACCCCCAUAGUAGGUUAUUACAAUAAAUUGCAUAGCCUUGGUUGGAUGAGAUGUGUUUCUGCACCUAGAAAUCGACCAAGCUGUAGACCCCUAGUCCAGUCAUGAAGAAAGUUGGAUGAGAUGUUGGAGACCUCCAAGUUCUUGCAUUGGUACAUUGAAUGGAUCAUCUAUCUACACCUGCUUCAUAUGGCAUGGUGACACCUACAUUGCAAGAAAAGAUAGCACCAAACAUACAUGAACCUGGCCAUGUACAGAGUCUCUAGUUACUAUAUAUGAUAAUGGUGCUUAUAAUACAGCUACAUGGAAUAAUUGACUGAGAAUACAUAAAAAAUGUCAACUGUUGGAUGUAUCAAACUGUAUUAACCUUGGAGUUUUGAAGCCCUGAAACCCAGCAAUGUAUAUUUGCCCCCAUGACAAGCACUUGUGUAAAUGACGCUUGCCUUAAUUGAAGCGAAUCAUACAAUUGCGAUAUAAGCUAUAAAGAAUGGUGAGAGAUGUAUUUUGUAAUGUUGGCACUUAACCAGUGGUGUUUGAGUAGUAGAAGCCUAGCUAUGUGUUUAAAGGGGUACUCCGGUGAAAACCUUUUUUCUUUUAAAUCAACU